Molecule: messenger RNA, 447 nt
Organism: Cariama cristata (Red-legged seriema)
Lineage: Eukaryota; Metazoa; Chordata; Aves; Cariamiformes; Cariamidae
Gene: TMEM97
Product: transmembrane protein 97
Exons: 3
Coding region: 1-447 (148 amino acids)
Cellular component (GO): endoplasmic reticulum
Source: RefSeq, a predicted model, not a curated record
AUGAGAUCACUUGAGUUUCCCGCUGCAGUGAUGGUUUCAUCUGACCGCCAGCUGUCAGAGCUGUUGCAGUGGUAUGCGACCACCUUUAGAGACCCCAUGAUGCUCCAGCCCCCAGAGUGGUUUAUGGCGUUUAUAUAUUGUGAAGCCUUCUUACAAAUGCCUUUCUUCCCCGUUGCAGUAUACGCCUUCUUAAAAGGUGGCUGCAAAUGGAUAAGGACUCCUGCAAUUAUCUACUCCACCCAUGUAGCUACCACUUUGUUUGCUAUCCUGGCGCAUAUCCUGUUCCAUGAUUUCUCAAAGUCUGAGCAUUUGGGACCUCAGACGCAACGUGAGCGCCUAAUUCUGCUAUCUAUAUAUGUGCCGUACCUGCUGAUACCACUUCUGAUUCUUUUUACCAUGCUCUACAACCCCCAUUAUAACCAGGUGGAAAAAAGGAAAAGGAAGUAG